This is a messenger RNA of Juglans microcarpa x Juglans regia, 2640 nucleotides long. Its product is annotated as putative FBD-associated F-box protein At5g56700. The coding region runs from base 569 to 1678 and encodes 369 amino acids. The transcript is spliced from 4 exons. Gene Ontology annotation, molecular function: protein binding. The record is from RefSeq and is a predicted model, not a curated record. NCBI's taxonomy places the organism in Eukaryota, Viridiplantae, Streptophyta, Magnoliopsida, Fagales, Juglandaceae.
UUUACACAAUCCAAUGAAUUUGUGACAUGUAUAUCUGUUAACAGAUGAAAAAUAAAAUCGCUAAAGGUAGACAAACACCAUGCACUCCCAGCUCUCUCUCUCUCCUCAAGCCGAAAUGCCUGGUUUUCGACUCUCCCACUCACUUUCUCUCACCCCUCAGUUGCUCUCCCUCUCUCUCUGGCUUCAUCGUAGUCGGUUCUCUCUCAAGCCGAAACUCUCUUUCUCACCUCUCAGGCUGAUCGUGUGGUGGCUGUGGCGGUGCUACUGGUGAAAAUGGUGUUUCCUCUGGUUUUGCAGGAAUUGGAAGAUUCAGCAUGCGAGACCUCAUGUGACUCCCAAAGAUCUGCCAUUGGAAAAGCCCCUCGAGCAUAACUUAACACUUUUGCUUCUCCAUCAGAAACCCGACGACAACAAAAAAAAUAAAUAAAUCAAUAAAAAAAUAAAAUAAAAGAGGAAGCAGUGGGAAGAAUAGAGCAAAAACAGAGAGCUAUCUACCUAUUUGUUGUGAUUUUCGUUUGAUAAGAGUGUUACUUUUCAUUGAUGAUAGUAAUACUGGCUCAGGUUUAAUAUGAGAGAGAGACUGACGGAAAGAGAGAGGAACGCCUGGGGAAGAAAGGGAAAGAGAAAGAAAAAGCUUCAAGAGAAAGAGAGACUGAAAGGAAACCAUCACUUCAUGGAUUUAAGCUCUGCAAUACACGAUGCCGAAAGGCCAAAGCUCAGCAUAAUUGAUAAAAUCGAUGAGGAUGAAUGUAGCAUCACUGAUCUAGGAGAUGCACUUCUCGGGCUCAUCCUAUCUUAUCUUCCCACAAAAGAUGCAGUGAAAACUAGCGUGUUAGCAAAGAUAUGGCAACACCAGUGGAUGUCCAUCUCAAAUCUUGAAUUCAGAGAAGAGGCACAGGAUGAUAGGGCACUCUUUGUGAAUUUUGUGGAGAGGGUUCUUUUGCUUCGUGAGUCCUCUGCCAUAACAAAAUUCUUUCUGGAGUGUGGUGUCCGAUAUGAUUCGUCUCGCAUUAGUAGUUGGGUAUCCACUGCAGUGAAGCAUAAGGUUCAAGAGUUAGAUCUUUGUUUUCGGGAAAUUAGAGAGCCACUCGUGCUGCCUCGUUGUGUAUUUACUUGUAAAUCACUACUGCAGUUAAAAAUUGGACAGCUGAAUGAGAUCUACGAUCUCAAGGUUCCUUCUUCUGUUUGCUUUUCAAGUCUCAAAAUCUUGACUCUCAGGCGUGUUAGAUUUCCAGACGAUUAUUCAGCAAAGACGCUCCUGUCUGGUUGCCCAGUGCUGGAGGAAUUGAAUUUGAUCGGUUGCUGCUGGGACAAUGUCAAGGCCGUCUGUAUCUCUGGUUCCAGGCUUAAAAAUUUAACCAUAAAAGAGAUGUGUAUCAAGAAUGGAAUCUGUUACCACCACAACGUGGAUACAGAGUUUGUGAUCUGUGGAGUUAAGCUGGAGUACUUCUGUUACAGCGGUAGUUUAAAUCAUAAUUAUGGCUUUAGUCACUCAUCCUCAGCAGUCAAUGUAUCCAUUGAAACAGAGCUUAGAGAUUGGAUAUUGCAUCAUCGUGCAUUUAAGCUUCUUAUGGGGCUCUCUUACACCAAAAGCCUACACGUUUGUCUGUGUGUUCUUGUUCAGGUUCUUUCUGUUUCAAGGGAGAUGUUUUCUCGGCUGCCUGUUUUUUCUCACUAGACAAAUCUUACAACACAUUGGAGUAUCUGGUUCUAUAAUGAUCUUGGUUCCCGUGAAGGACUUGUGGCCAUACUCCACAAUUCACCUUGUCUCGAAUCGCUUCAACUCGAAGGGGAAUAUUUGGAUUCUUCAUAUAAUCAAAAAGCAUAUGAUUGGAACUUAGAUCCUAUGCCUGCAUGUUUCUCGACUCACCUCAAGACUAUUGAAAUCUCUGUGAUUUAUGGAUAUAAAGAGGAGCUGUAUGGGAUAAAAAUGUUGCUAAAAUAUGCAACAGUUUUGAAGAAGAUGACCAUUUCCUUCGAUCCUGUGGGAUUCAUUGCUCCUCAUUUAUUGAAGAGAAAGUUGGAGAUUUUUGAACGAAUACUGUCUUUUCCGAGAGGAUCAACCAGUUGCAUUAUAGAGACACAUUUUCCUGCCAUAACAGAGGUUCGAACUUCUAAUGAUAUGGUCUAUAUGGAGUGAAGAUAUGCUAAAGAAGUCGAUGGAAUUGGACAAGAUAGUUAAAUAAAUUUUGUUUAGUGGCUUUUGGAGGGUGCUUGGAUUGGCAAAGGUCUCAAACAGUGGUUAUUGCAGUUUAGAGGCUUAAAAAACUGUUAAGUUAAAUCUUUUCGUGAGCGUUUCCAGCUUUCACCUUCAGCAAAGCCAUUUCAAGUCCCUUUUCCUACUUUUUUGGGAACAUCCUGCAAAUAUAUAUGGUAGUUAUCACUGUGUACUUUUGAAAGACUUGCUUUCAUCCCUGCCAUUAAUUUGGGGGAGGGAUUGAAUCAAAAAGAGAAUUUAUGGUAACUAAUUUUUUUCCUUUGCCUCUUUUAUUUCAAGAUUCCCUACUUUUACCUUCUAUCCAACUGUGUUUCCAAGUUGCUAUUAAUGGAUUAACCGUAUGUCUUUUCGCUGUAAUGGGAUGAUCUUCAGUCUCAUUUUCUGACCUCGUUUGGAAGACAAAAGCAGUCCACGUUUGAUGG